UUUGAUCAUCAAAAACAAAGCCACGGAAUCCCAUGCACACGCGUCCGAAAUCUCUCAAUUACACCUAACCCCUUUUCUCUUCCUUCUCAUCAGCUCUUUCCACCUCCCUUCACUCUCUCUACAUAACUUACUUUCAUUUUUUCAGAACUGUACAAAAUAAAAUUUUACUGAGGAAAAAAGAUAAACUGAAAAAGGAUCGAUCUUUUUUCUCAUAGUGGGAGCCCGAAAACCCAGAAAAAAGCAGCAAAAAGAUCUGACCAAACCCAUUUAGCCAAAAGGGUUUUUGGGGAUUUCAGUUUAUUUGAUUGUUAUUUAAAUUAAGCGGUGUAACGAGGACAGGGGAGAGGGGAGGUAUAGACAAAAGGGGUGAUUAAAAGCAAACAAAAAAAGGGGGAAAAAAGAGGGAGAAAAGGUUAGAAGUGCUUAUUAAAAAAGGUGGGUGGGUUUGUGUAAUUGAUUUUUGUUUGCAUGUUUAUCGACGACUAUUGAAAGGGUUUUUCAUUUUUGGCUAUUUGCAUGUCGGUAUUUGAAGAUAUGAGUGAUUCUUCCUUUUUGCUGAAAUUUUAGUGAGGAUUAAGCGUGAAAAUCGGGGAAAAAGCUGGUGUCUUUUUUUCUCCCUCCCUCUCUUUCUUUGGAUUCUUUUCUUUUUGUGGGAAUUGGUGGAAGUUAGUUACUGAUGAUUACAGAGAUUUGCAUUCAUGGAUUCCGUGCUCCUUGAAUUCUUUUGAUUUCUUGGCUUAGAUACCGCAGAGGGAUUUUUUUAAAAACCUUGAAUCCACCCUUUCUAGUAUUAGUCCAAAGAUUCAAUCUUUUUCCAGUUAUUGCUGUAAAGAAGCAGUAUUGUGGUUGGAGUUCCUGACUGUGUUAUUGCAGGCAACUUUAUGCUGAGGAAAAGAUCUAGGCCUAGUACUUGUAAACAAGCUCUAAUGGCGGAUUAUGGCACUUUGUCUUCUCCAAGGGACAAUCCUAAGAAGCCCAUUUCUUCUCUAUUCAGUUCGCCGAGGUUGUUUACUGGUUUUGCCUCCAAGGGGUUGACUGAUUCUGAGUCUUUGAUGAGCCCAACUUCUAUACUUGAUGGCAAGCCAUUUUCUGCAAUUAGGAGUCCUUUCUGGUCGGAUUCAACCACACCCAGAUCCUAUAAACCGGAGAAUAAACUUCAUUUGGAGAAGUUGGACUCAAGGAGUGUGGGUCUUGGCCUUGUUGAUGCUUUGACUGAUGACAAUUAUGAUUCAAAAGUAAGCAAACCUGAGAGCAGAAUGGUGGUUUUUGGUUCACAGUUGAAGAUUCAGAUUCCCACUCUGCCUCCCUCUGUUGUUUCCCCUGUCCAAUCACCAAAUUCUCCUCCUGAUUUUGGUAUCAAAACUAGGAAUUCUCAAGUGGGAUUGUUGUCACCCGGGUUGUCAUUGCCGUCUCCUGCGAAGAAAUCGCCCUUUAGUUCCUCAAACAAUGGCCUUCUGGAAAGCUCACCAAAGAAGUUCAGUGCCCUCUCAAUCAGUGAAAUGGAGCUUUCAGAGGACUACACAUGCGUGAUUUCUCAUGGCCCAAAUCCGAAAACUACUCAUAUAUUCGAUGAUUGCAUUGUUGAAAGGUGCACCGUUGGAAUCUCUUCUUCAAGGAAGCAAAAUGGAAUUUGUUACAACCGUUCAAUGAGCUUUCCAUCUCAGAGUUUCCUCAGCUUCUGCUACAAUUGCAAGAAGAACCUUGGGCAAGGGAAAGACAUUUACAUGUACAGGUUAGACUUAAUUCUGCUUAUCUAGUUUGAUCAUGCCGGAAAAAACCCAUUGAAUAGUUAAUUGUUAGUUCAUCUCAAUACAUGAGUUUGGAGCUGACACUAUUAUGACAAAUGCAUGUUCUUGUUGGAAAUGUUUGAAGGGAAUCCACCAAAUUUCUUGUACUUAAGCACUAAUGAAUUUGUCAAUUAAGCUCAAUCUAAUUAUUUGUGUCAAAAUUUCUUUUUGUUUCAGAGGUGAGAAAGCAUUCUGCAGUAGUGAAUGCAGGGACAAGCAGAUGAUGCUGGAGGAAGGAAUGGGAAUAUCAGAGUAUGAUGAUGUAUUUGGUAUCUCCUCAUCAUGACAAUUCUCCAUGCCUGCAAAUUGUCCUAGUAGUACUACUAAUAAAACACCAAUAUGGGUUCUCAUCCUCUUUUUAGCUAGAAGAAUUGAUCAGUUAUGGUUUUUUCCAUACAUCAAUGAUAUGACAGAAUCAAGGCAAACACCAUAGAAGUCCUUAUUAUGUAUAUGUUAGAGAGCAGUGAAGUCUGUUUUUGGUAUCUUUUGUUAUGCAAAUUCAUGCUUCUGUUUUAGGUGUUCUUUUCCUUUUUUUUGUUCUGGUGCAGUGCCUCCUACUCAAUAAGGCAAGUACUGUGAUUAGGCAUUGAGAAAAAAAAAAAAAAGAAAAAAAGAAGCAAAGAUGAUUGUAGUAGAAGUAGGUGAUUUGUUGUGUCUAAAGUUUGUAGCUUUGAACAUUUGGAUAUGAAUGAAUAGAUGAUGCUGAUUAUGCUUGUUAGUAAUCUACUCAAAAAUACACAUUGUUGUAGUAAAACUUAUUUUAGUCCAUUUUAUGGUAGUGUUUGAUACAAUAUGUGGAUUAUUAAGAUUAUUGUACUGUUUGUUUGUUACAGUAUGGCGAAUUAUUAUGGUGGAAAGGAUUGAUUUUUUUUUUUUGUUUUUUUGUUUUUUUGCGAAGCAAGGGUAUUAGUAAUAGUAUUAUAGUUUCGGUUUCUAGUACUGGGUAUAAUGAAGCUAUAAAUUAAUCAGUCUCACAAUAAUUAUGUACACAUCAGAUGGACCAAUGAUUUCAACUUGGCAGAUUCUUUUCUUUUCUUUUUUUUCUUUGGCAAUGUCCCUUUCAAGGAUGUCAUCAUCCCCC
Messenger RNA from Oldenlandia corymbosa var. corymbosa, 2868 nucleotides. The record is from the annotation of a GenBank genome assembly. NCBI's taxonomy places the organism in Eukaryota, Viridiplantae, Streptophyta, Magnoliopsida, Gentianales, Rubiaceae.